UCUACAGUCUCAUCAAGCACGGGAUACGCGCCGUUCGAAUUGAAUUACGGUUAUAUGCCCCGCUGGAUGACUACUCCAGUGGGGGAGAGUCCCUAUCGCGGUGUAUCGUAUUUUGCAGAGCGUGCGCGGGCGAACCUGCUCCGUGCUCACGAUGCUAUUAUCGAGAGCCGUGUGAAUCAAACUUACUACGCCAAUAAGAAGCGGCGUGAGUCUCCUGAAUUUUUCAAAGGACAACUUGUGUACUUGAGCACGAAGAAC
This is a messenger RNA of Stereum hirsutum FP-91666 SS1, 258 nucleotides long. RefSeq lists its product as uncharacterized. Lineage: Eukaryota; Fungi; Basidiomycota; Agaricomycetes; Russulales; Stereaceae. The transcript has a single exon. The annotation marks the transcript as partial. The record is from RefSeq and is a predicted model, not a curated record.